Molecule: messenger RNA, 6328 nt
Organism: Gallus gallus (chicken)
Lineage: Eukaryota; Metazoa; Chordata; Aves; Galliformes; Phasianidae
Gene: RIMKLB
Product: ribosomal modification protein rimK like family member B
Exons: 7
Coding region: 1050-2210 (386 amino acids)
Biological process (GO): protein modification process
Cellular component (GO): cytoplasm
Molecular function (GO): metal ion binding; ligase activity, forming carbon-nitrogen bonds; ATP binding
Source: RefSeq, a predicted model, not a curated record
GCCUCUGAGUGACUGCUGUCCGCGAGGAGGGGGAGGAAGGGGCGAGUCUCUCUGCAGCCCUCAUCGCGCCGCCGCCUGCCCAGGCCUCGGCUCGGCCCUGCGGGCGGCGCUGAAACGGGCGUCGGCGGGGCGUGCGGGGUGCGUGAGCCCGAGCUCUGCAGCACACGGGGUGGGUGAGAUGUCGGACUGAGCGGAUGUGAGCCCGGGGGUGGGGUUCUCUGUGCCUGGGGGUUGGGAUCGUUCCGCCCCGCCGCCUCGCGCAGCGCAGUGCCUGUGGUGAUUGUGCAUCUUGGGGCUCCGAGGCGGGCAGCGGUGCGACCUGCCUGCGCCUUCCCACCGCGCCCGUGUGGGCAGGCCGGCCGAGGCACCGGCUUGGUGUCUUCACGACGUCGUUUCUUAGAGAAAAACAGGGUCUUUCUGUGUGAGGUGGGCGGUUGCGCCUCGUGCUUCCCUGUUCCACAGCUGUAAGGCGGCGCGGUCCCGCACCCCGCGCUUUCUGUGGUCGGAUCGUGCUCCGCGUGUACGUGUUGGGGUGUCAGUGUCUUCAGACUAAUUUAAGAGAUUUUAGUUGUGAGAAAGUUGAGACGCAAGGAUUACAUACAGAUCUGCUCUACAUCAGUUUUCUUUUUCCUCUUUCCUAUCCCCCUUCUCCCAUAGGGGAGUACAGCUUGGGAAUUUAGGCCCCCCUUUCCCCCACGGAAAUCUACCUUAGUCCUUAAGGCAUCAGCUAGACAUUGCCUGUUACGGUACCAGGAGAACGUUAUUAUUUGUUUGCACUGGGAGCUUUAUUAAUAUAUUUGGAGUGCAGUGUAGAGAGGAAUCCAGGAGACUUCCUUGCCCUCCCUUUUUGAGUAAUAGGGGAUUCGGGAAAAGGGGUGCUUACGGAGACACGUGACCUCGUUAAAGGAGCUGAGACUGAAGCAGCACUUGGCACACUGAAGGAAGCACCCACCUAUCAUUUGGCAUCUUUUUUGUCUACUGGUCCUUCCUCACCCAAUUUCGGAAGUUCCAUUGAAAAGAAACCUUGAAGGUUGCAAGAAAAGUCCAAGAUGUGCAGUUCAGUUGCUCCCAGGUUGUGGUUCUUAACAGACCGUCGCAUCAGAGAAGAUUACCCUCAGCAGGAGAUCCUGAGAGCAUUGAAGGCCAAGUGCUGUGAAGAAGAACUGGAUUUCCGCGCCUUGCUGAUGGAUGAAGUGGUGCUGACAAUUGAGGAUGGAAAUCUUGGUCUUCGGGUGAACGGGGAGCUUAUUACUGCUUACCCCCAGGUGGUGGUCGUCCGGGUACCAACACCUUGGGUCCAAAGUGACAGUGAUAUCACAGUCCUUCGCCAUCUGGAGAAGAUGGGCUGUCGGUUAAUGAACCGUCCCCAGGCCAUCCUCAACUGUGUCAAUAAGUUCUGGACGUUUCAAGAACUUGCUGGUCAUGGUGUGCCCCUGCCAGACACCUUUUCGUACGGUGGUCAUGAGAAUUUUGCCAAAAUGAUUGAUGAGGCAGAAGUGCUGGAGUUCCCUAUGGUGGUGAAGAACACGCGGGGUCACCGAGGCAAAGCUGUGUUCCUGGCACGCGACAAGCACCAUUUGGCAGACCUGAGCCAUUUGAUUCGUCAUGAUGCCCCAUACUUAUUUCAAAAAUAUGUUAAAGAGUCCCAUGGCAAGGAUGUACGUGUCAUCGUAGUAGGAGGCCGUGUUGUGGGCACCAUGCUCCGUUGCUCUACAGAUGGGAGAAUGCAGAGUAACUGCUCACUUGGUGGCGUAGGGAUGAUGUGUUCACUGAGUGAACAAGGCAAGCAACUGGCAAUCCAAGUGUCCAACAUCCUGGGGAUGGACGUGUGUGGCAUUGACCUACUGAUGAAGGACGACGGUUCAUUCUACGUCUGUGAGGCCAAUGCAAAUGUAGGUUUCAUUGCCUUUGACAAGGCUUGUAAUCUAGAUGUAGCUGGUAUCAUAGCGGACUAUGCCGCUUCUCUCCUAACCCCCGGUCGCUUGACGCGGCGCAUGUCCUUACUCUCUGUGGUGUCCACGGCAAGCGAGACUAGCGAGCCAGAGCUGGGCCCUCCAGCUAGUGCCGUUGUCGACAAUAUGAGUGCUAGCUCCAGCUCUGUCGACAGCGACCCUGAGACCACGGAGAGAGAGUUGCUCACCAAGCUCCCGGGGGCUCUAUUCAACAUGAACCAGCUAUUAGCCAAUGAGAUCAAACUUCUUGUGGAGUGAUGCUGCAUGUAAAUAGAUGACCAACAGAACUCUCUUGUAAAAUUUUCUUUGAAACCAACUUGCAGUGCUGUUUAUUAGGGAAACUCAGAGAAAUGAGGAAAGGAGAAUCAAUCAAGAGAGCAAGAUUAAAAGACGUGUUCUGUGACUGCUGCCUCUAUUUUUUUGCAGAACAUAAUAUUGUGAUAAUUCUUCAGCACCGUUGUUGUAAUGAAGAUGUUUAAUUUACAGCCUAAAUGGGAGUUUUAUUUGGAUGCUGCUUUGGUUCUGCAACAUAUUGCAGUGCAUGGGUGUUCACAGGAAAGCAUUGAAAUAUGAUUAACUGGAAGAUUUUCAGAAGGCUCUGGCAGCUCUCUAGAAACCUUUGUGAAUUAAUGCAGCAGUUAACUCUCUUCUGCUCUCUAAGGCUUGAUCCUGUAAAUUGCUGACUGCCUUUAAUUUUCAGUGAGAGUUGAAGGUGUUAAAUUUUUUUAAAAAGGUAUUUAAAACUCCUGACACCUACUGUUUCCACUCUUGUGGUCAAUUCAGCAUAUUUUUGAAACCAUCUCUUUCAGACCUUACAGGAUGUGGCCCUUCAAAGGAUGAGACAGAGAGGAUUGUCAGUUGCCCUAAUGUGAGCUUCUGUACAAGUCUCAAAUUGGUGCCAUCUUGAUAUUAACUGGCAGAUUUGUGUCUGUUUUUCUUUAUAAGGCAUUGGAAACAGGUUUUCUAGUACCUCAGAUUUUUUCACUUCAGAUCCUGAGUUUGGGAGGUAUGCAGGGGAAUUGGUCAUAUUAUAUUGGUGGUAGAAGUGGCACAUUUUAACUAUUUUUUGCAUGAUUGGAGGAGUUGAACAGCACUGUAAUGUUUGGUAUACAAAACAAUGUUUAAUCCAAUGUGAAAGAAAUUACACUAGUUAAAAAAAAAUGUGCAUUGGCUUGUAUUUGUUAGUGUUUUAGUCGUUUUGAGAGAGAUCUGCAAUGUUAAUGUUCCUUUUUUUUUUUUUUUUAAUACAUGUUAGUCCAACACUCCCUUCUCUAUGCCUGCAUCUUUAACAGUGGCCAAAGUGAAAACACUGCAGACUAUUUGUUAAGAAAACACUGAGUUAAAGUCUGUACUAUGUUUUUUUGUUUGUUUUGUUUUUUUCCUUUUUUUUUUUUUGAGUGGGGGGGUAUAUUUUGCUUUUUAUGGGGGAGAAAUGUGAUAAGGUGUGGAGAAGUGAAAAGUUGGUGAAAAGUGAUUAGAAAUCUAGAGGUACAUUAGAAUAAAGUUGCAGUUCAUGCAAUACUUAGAAGGCUUACUAUUUCCCGUUGAGAAUAUUUUAAAGCUGAUGUUGUCAGAAAUCCAAAGUACAUAACUGAGAAGUUGUUCUCAAUUCUUUGGCAAACAUGCAGCAAAUUAAAUUUAAAAAAAGAAAAAAAAAAAGGAAAAAAAAAAGGGAAGAGAGCUCAGCCAGAAUAAUAAUAACAAUAAUAAUAAAAAAGUAUAACCUAGGUCCAUAAAUAUUUAACAAAUUGAUUCUGUACUCUUAUAUGUAUGUGGUGUGAACGCGCACACUUGUGUGUGUUUGUGAACACGCAUUUGCUUUGCUUCAUUUCUUUUUGGGUUUUGUCUAUUUGGAUCCUAAUUUUUUUCUAGGCUGCCUGAUUUUUCUUAGUUGUUCUGGCUGUGCGUUUUCUCAUUAGCCUUGAGCUGUUUUGGGUAACACAUACCCAGAACAGAGAUAUUGAGUCAGUUUUUCAGUCCCUAUCUUCCCCUCCUCCUUUUCUUCCACCUUCUCCUCCCUCUGCUUUCAUUCCAUUCCCAGUUUUCUGGGAUCAUAAAGCCCUGGAACUAUAUAUAUAUUUAUAUAUAUAUAAAAAUAAGCCUCUUUUUUAAAUACACAAAGUAAAACGUUUACAAUUGAAAAACAAUCUUGUGAAAAUAGGGUUUGUUUGGAGGGGGGUUGUGUGUGUGCAAUGCUGCUGUUUCCUGGAUACUUUAAUGAAGCAUGUCCCAUGUACCCUCUGAGGCUCUGCACUGCCCACCUUUGUGGCCCCUCUUCACCUCUUUGCUGCUCUGCUGUUUUAUCUUCACUUGGACCUUAAACACAACUCAUGGACACCAUGCAGAGAGUCUUCAAGAGGCAAUAAACAGAACAGUAUUAACCUGCUUUCGUGGAGGUUUGAUCAUGCUUCUUUGUACAGUUCUUUUUUUUUUUUAAUUUUAAAAGGAAUGUAAUAAAAUGGCUUUUUUUUUUUUUUUUUUUGGUAGAAUUAAAUAUUAUUAUUAAAAUCAAGUGUAAGGUUGACUUGUGGUGUUAAGCAGGAGAAGCGGACUAGCUGGUCCAGCAACAAAAGGGGCUUCAGUAGUCCGGAUAUUUUCAAAUCUUUUCUUCCUAAGCCUUCAAGUGCACAGGUUGUAUCUGAAGAAUAUAAAGGUCUUUAACUUCUAUGAAGAGCUGCAGAAACACAGAACACAAAGCUGAUUUUCUGGUCACUGAGCAGUACACUGUCCUUCAGAAACUCUUCUCCCCUUGUGUGUUAGUUCUAAGGGGAAUUUGGAUGUUGGUUCUUUUUUGUUUUUCCUUUUCCUUUUUAUUGGUAGGUGCUUGCACUCAUUGAGAUGCUGAUGGGUCAGUCUUCACCUUUUCAGCCGUGGCUCACGUAAAGCACAUGUGGAAUAGAAGCAGGGAGUCAGCAUAUGCUAGCUGAUAUAGUAGGACCUCUGUACUUCUGUCACAGUAAUGUCCUUAAGGCAAAAGAGCAGGUAACUGAACAUUCUGGGCUGUUUUUUAAGGCUCCAUUCUAUUUUGUGGAGAAAUGUUGUGUUACACAGUAACUUUACAUUUCUCUCACCCUUUCAGAAUAUCCAAGUAACAUUUUACCGUAAGAGUAAAUAACCAUGAGAUUUUUUGACAAACAGUGGGUUGAGAGAGUUACAGUUUGGUUCCUUUGUGAUAAGAUGCUUCUCUGUCAUUGGUGCUUCCAAGCAAUUUUGGAGAUAAGUUUUUGCCUCCUUUCCUGAUCGCUAUGCAAUAUUUGAAACAUCAUGCAUGUUCAUUUAUAUGUAAGUUAUUGAUAUUGCAUAUGAAAACCUUACUUGAAGAUUUACUGGUACAAACGGACACAUUGUCUGAUGUAUUUACUCACUCUUUAUCCAUUGCUUAUGAAGUAGUGAAAUGUACAAAGUGAUAUGGGGUGCGGAGGGAGGUUCUUGCUUUUACUUACAUAAAAAAAAAAGGUAUCCAAGUAUGGCCUGUUGUAACGAGGCCAGUAUUUCCCAUUGAAGGUGAGCUUUACAGACCUCAGCUUUAUAUGCUAUAUUUCCUUCAUUUCCAUAUGCUGAAAAACACACGUUAAACUUUCAUACAGCUGAAUUAAAACUACCUGCAUAUUUGAGUUUGGAAUUUUAUGCUGAAAAAGUAAUCAAUAUACAGCUGGAUUAUAAUAGUGUUAAUACAUCUCAUAGUGAUAGAAAUAUUUCUGUAUUUCUUAAUUUUGAAAAAGCCAGUUAGAAACUCUCUUGCAACAGUAAGUAUCUUAAACUACAUCUGAUCAUUAUUUUUCCUUUUUUUUUAACGGUGGAGACUUUCUUUUGUUCAAUUUAACAUGUUUCUAAUUGAUGUCUUGCUCUGUCAAUGUAUGGAUUGUAUCUUAAGCUUUGUAUUUAAUGUUCUAGUGUGUUUCAUAAAAAUUCACUGUUAUACCACAUCAUUCAUAAUGCAGUAAUAGAAGGUCAAUGCUCGAUGAGUGUGUGGACUGUUAAAGUUUCUUGUUCUGAACUAGUGGUCACUAUUUGUGCAUUUUCUUCCACUUUGUGAUCUAUCUUUCAUGUGAGAUACUUAUUCAGGAAGUAUCCUCUGGAGCACCAGUGUACUUCAGAUGCAAAGGAUACUUCUUAAGAUGUUCUAUUGGACUUCAAAAUCCAACACAUGAAACCAGUGGCAUUUGCUAAAUCUUUUCUCCCGUUUGUUGUGGAUAUCUGUCAGUUAAAUAUAUAAGUGACUCUAGGGGCUUAGAAAGACUUCAUGAAAACAAUUUGCAUGUACAAUAUCUUUCUCACGGCUCACUCUUUUUGAGAAGGUUUAUGAGCGUUAUGGCUGGUGCAAGAUAAACGACCCACUUCUGUUCUCUCUGUGGAAUUGUAGGUGCUCAAACAGG